AAGCGUGUCUGCGGUCGGGAUCCAAAUAGUCCCAAGUUAAUUUUUAAAUAGACAUCUACCCAGUUUUCACUUCCUGAAGCCCUACACCGAAAGGCCUGUGUUACUUGCGUUUAGGCGCACCACAGCGUGUGUGUACCUUUUCCUUUUGGAAACGCCCCGGAAACGAAACCCUGAGGAACCAAUCGGAAGUGACUGUUAGCGAGUUGAUUGAUGUCUGGAAGGCCUGGGCGGGUCUCCUCCGAAUGGAAGAGGGCUGCGCGGGGAAGUUAGCCCAGUGAUACGGAGCCGAAGCCCCCGGGCGUAGGAAGGGUGGGGACCUCAGAGGUUUUUCAGUAGAGGUCUUGGGGUGCAUUUUCACUGCUUAAAAAUGACUACUCUUGAGAGUUUAGAAACUAAAGCCACCCUCAUUUCAGCCCCCAUCCGGGGAGCAGGAGAUGGAAUGGAAACUGAGGCACCCCCUAAGUCUGAAGUCACCUCUGGAGUCCACCCCGUAAAGCGCCACGUCCCUCCCAGUCCACGAAAGAAAGCUGUUCCGUCAGAGAGCCCAGGAGUUCUGCAGCUGGGGAAGGUUCUCACCGAGAAAGCAGUGGAAGUGGAAGCUGUGAGGUUAUUAGUUCCCAAAGCUGCUAUAACCCACGUGGUCCCCAACAAAAAUGCAAAGCUUAAGUCCCUAGGACAUCAUAAAGGAGAGCUCCUGGGUCAGUCAGAGGGGGUUGGAGAACUUCGGAAGGAACGAUUAGAGGUGAAAAAUGUACUGGAAAAGCUCAAGAACUCUGAAAGGAGGUUACUACAGGACAAAGAAGGUCUUUCGAACCAGCUCCGAGUACAGACAGAGGUCAAUCGUGAGUUAAAGAAGUUGCUGGUGGCUUCUGUUGGGGAUGACCUUCAGUAUCACUUUGAACGUCUAGCCCGUGAGAAAAAUCAGCUGAUUCUAGAAAACGAAGCCCUAGGUCGAAACACAGCCCAACUUGCCGAGCAGCUGGAGCGCAUGUCGAUACAGUGUGAUGUGUGGCGAAGUAAAUUCCUUGCAAGCAGGUAUUUCCUAUUUUCAAUAGUAUUUCAUUUUCCAGUUUUGCAGUCAGAUUUUUGACCCAUAACACAAGAAAGUAGAUUGUAGUGUGAAAAAUUCUGACUCAUGUUAAUGUACUUCCUGUACAUUAACAUAAGAUGUGAACUGUCCCUCCUGUGAUGGUCACACAAUCUCCCUAAGUGGAGAAGUGACAUCAUUAGGACCCUCCCUCAUUCCACAAUUCUAGGUUACGACUCUAUCUCAGAUGUCACUCCUACUACAAUAUUUAAUACCAAAACAAAACUAUAAAUUCAGACACCUAGGCAAUAUUAAAAUCACAGAAAUCCAAAUUAUUUUCCCCUUCUUCUGUCUAGAGAACUCAAACAUUGCCACUCUGUAAGAUAUUAUUUGUCCUUCGUGCUCCAUCCUCAUAGUGUUUAACUAUAUAACAGCGCUUCCCAACCCUUUUCUCUGUGCACAAAUAGAAAACGGUAACCUUGUAUGGCAUACUGGAUGAGGCUACCCUCCAACAGGUGACAGCCCCAGGGCUCUCAUCCAGGCCCAUGGAUACGCUGACCGUGGGGAAACUCUGCUGUACAUUAGGAUUCUUUGUCUGUUUAUCCCCUCGUCCUCCUCCCAGCUUUGAGUUACUGGGGAACAGGGUCUGGGUGUCACCCAUCUGUGUAUGUCUGGGCUUAGCCAGUUGCUUCACACAUAAUAUGCUUAGUGACUGUUCAUUUCGAUUCAGUCAUCUGGAGAUUUCUUACAAAUUACCAAAGGUUUCCAGGCUAUACUUUAAGAAUCACUGAUUGUAGUGAAUAAAUUUUCGGGAAAGUGUUUCUUCAUGUCUUAACAUCUGUGAUACUUUCUAGUAACUGACUACUGUCUUCAAGUCCUUCAUUUGUUUUCUGAUUGUGCUAGUACAGGUUGUUCUUUGGAGAAAUGAGCUUACUGUUUAUUGUCUUAGAAUGACAUUAAUUAGGUUAAUUAUCAUUGAACAGCUUCAGAGGCAAAUCAUGCAUAUGGUAUUCAGGUUAUUGCAAUAUGUAACUUUUUUAACAUCCUGAUCAAAACUGAUAGUAACAUUCUAAGGACAAUAAAAAUUAUACUUUAUUGAUAUUUUAGUUGAUUUAAUCAUUCAGUGUCAAAAUUGCUUUCAUGUUAAGGAAUUCAGUGGUGGCUAUGGUCUGAGAUUUUUAAUUUUAGUUUUAAGAUUUUGAGCUAAGUAAACAUACUUAAAAUUUUGCUUCCAUUCCAAUAAUAGGG
Hipposideros armiger (great roundleaf bat) is the source of this 2275-nucleotide messenger RNA. RefSeq names its product basic leucine zipper nuclear factor 1 (gene BLZF1). Gene Ontology annotation, cellular component: Golgi membrane. The coding region runs from base 368 to 1090 and encodes 240 amino acids. Gene Ontology annotation, biological process: Golgi to plasma membrane protein transport; Golgi organization. The transcript has 4 exons. Lineage: Eukaryota; Metazoa; Chordata; Mammalia; Chiroptera; Hipposideridae. The record is from RefSeq and is a predicted model, not a curated record.